GUGUGUAUGUGUGUGUAUCUUUUUUGGUAGAUAUACAUAUAUAGAUUUCCUCAUUAUUGUUUCGUCGAAAUGAGUGAUAAAGACUCCUCGGUUGUAGCAAAUAAGGUAGAACCGAAUGAAGAACCCGACCAGUCGAAUAUUUUACCACGUGGAAUAAGUUCUCUUUUGGGCCCUGUGCUUUGUGAUAUUGACAAGUCGGUGGUGGCAGCUCAUCAAAGUCAAGAAGAUCUAGGCAAAGAAAUUGAACGUCUUAUAGCAGAAUUGGAAGUAUUUGCAGAUAUUGCAGAACCACCUCGACUACAACCUGCAUUGGAUAUUUUGGCAGAUGCUCGUAAACGACUGACAGUAGCUACUAAACUCAUGCAACAAACCCAAGCUCGUAUACAGCGUAUUCAAGUGGCUCUUGAGAAGUGAAUAAUAUAUAUAUAUAUUCCCCACAAAAAAAUGACGCACGUUGGUAUGCGUACAAAUAUGCGUACACAUAUAACAUAUUCAUAUACCUUGUAUUCAAUUGUAUAUAUAUGUAUACUUCCAGAACAGAAAAAAGUAUGAAUAAACCAUUUGAUUUCUAAUUCUCAAUAAAAAAUUAUACAUCAACUUUUGUUACAU
This is a messenger RNA of Phycomyces blakesleeanus NRRL 1555(-), 609 nucleotides long. RefSeq lists its product as hypothetical. Gene Ontology annotation, cellular component: synaptic vesicle; BLOC-1 complex; BORC complex. Gene Ontology annotation, biological process: intracellular protein transport; endosome to lysosome transport; lysosome localization. The record is from RefSeq and is a predicted model, not a curated record. NCBI's taxonomy places the organism in Eukaryota, Fungi, Mucoromycota, Mucoromycetes, Mucorales, Phycomycetaceae. The transcript is spliced from 2 exons. The coding region runs from base 70 to 414 and encodes 114 amino acids. Gene Ontology annotation, molecular function: SNARE binding.